Molecule: messenger RNA, 1683 nt
Organism: Andrographis paniculata
Lineage: Eukaryota; Viridiplantae; Streptophyta; Magnoliopsida; Lamiales; Acanthaceae
Product: mitogen-activated protein kinase homolog NTF3
Exons: 3
Coding region: 288-1403 (371 amino acids)
Biological process (GO): intracellular signal transduction; protein phosphorylation
Cellular component (GO): nucleus; cytoplasm
Molecular function (GO): ATP binding; MAP kinase activity
Source: RefSeq, a predicted model, not a curated record
CGAUUUUUUUGAUAAUAUCUGUAAAUUUAUCAAAUUCGCAGUGAAAAGAGAUCGUCCGCCAUGUGAGGUAAUAUAUUGCCGUGAAUCCUUCUGAUCCGAAUCGGAGAAAUUCAAGCGAAUUUUCGAAUUUUGAGGAAGUUUGGGUGACGAUUUUAAGGUGGGGAGAAGUUAAAAACGUUGUUUAUGGAGCGAUUUGGAGGUAAUUUUGAGAAGAGAGUGGAAGAAUGAAGAAUUUCGAGCUCCGCGGAGAGAUUUGAAGAUAGCUUGCGAUAAUUCAGCGUUAAAGGAUGGCAACUCCAGUGGAACCUCCAAAUGGGGUUAGAACUCCGGGAAAGCACUACUUCUCCAUGUGGCAAACUCUUUUUGAGAUUGAUACAAAGUACGUACCAAUAAAGCCUAUUGGUCGAGGAGCCUAUGGCAUCGUAUGUUCUUCUGUCAACAGGGAAACAAAUGAUAAGGUUGCAAUCAAGAAGAUCCACAAUGCUUUUGAAAACCGUACUGAUGCAUUAAGAACCUUGCGUGAACUGAAGCUUCUUCGGCAUCUCAGACAUGAAAAUGUGAUAGCUCUUAAAGAUGUCAUGCUUCCUAUUCACAAAGGAAGCUUCAAAGAUGUCUACUUAGUUUAUGAGCUUAUGGAUACCGAUUUGCAUCAGAUCAUUAAGUCUUCCCAGGCACUUACGAAUGACCAUUGCCAGUACUUCCUUUUCCAGUUACUACGAGGUUUGAAGUAUCUACACUCAGCAAACAUUCUACACCGUGAUUUGAAACCCGGAAACCUACUCAUCAAUGCAAAUUGUGAUCUCAAAAUAUGUGAUUUCGGGCUUGCACGUACCAACAGCAGUAAAGGCCAGUUCAUGACUGAAUAUGUGGUGACGCGCUGGUAUCGAGCCCCAGAGCUCCUUCUUUGCUGUGAGAACUAUGGGACGUCAAUUGAUGUAUGGUCCGUUGGUUGUAUCUUUGCUGAGCUUCUCGGUAGGAAGCCCAUUUUCCCUGGCACCGAAUGUCUGAACCAGCUCAAGUUAAUUAUCAACAUCCUUGGUAGCCAAAGGGAAGAUGACCUCGAAUUCAUCGACAACCCCAAGGCGAGGAAAUAUAUCAAAUCCCUCCCUUACACCCUCGGCACCCCCUUCACCCGCCUCUACCCACAUGCCAACCCUCUGGCACUUGAUCUGCUGCAGAAAAUGCUCGUCUUCGACCCUUCAAAGAGGAUUAGUGUAACAGAAGCUCUUCAGCACCCUUACAUGUCUCCUCUGUACGACCCGAGAUGUGAUCCUCCAGCUCAGGUCCCGAUCAACCUUGACAUUGACGAGGAUUUAGGGGAAGAGAUGAUUAGGGAAAUGAUGUGGGAGGAAAUUCUGCACUACCAUCCUGAAGGUGCUAGCAGUAUUGGAGUUGGAAUGUAAAAAGCCCGAGCUGAGGCUUUAGCCAGGUAUUUUGCUUUAAAUGUUACCGAUGUUUGUGUUAGUAUGUUCUUGCUUAAUUAUUUCAAUAAUCAUGAGAAGUAAUGAAUGAAUAUGCAUUAUCAGUUUGUGCUGCUAAUGUGGCUAGACUACUUACCUAAUUUUGGUACUGAUUAUUGCAUUGCUUGUGCUGCUGUUGUAUGCCGUUAUGCUCAUGCUCUGUACAUUAGCUACUAUUAUAUAUAUAUAUAUGAAAAUUUCAUUAAAAAAAAAAAAAAAAGAA